Messenger RNA from Lodderomyces margitis, 2463 nucleotides. Its product is annotated as RNA-binding ribosome biosynthesis protein. The transcript has a single exon. NCBI's taxonomy places the organism in Eukaryota, Fungi, Ascomycota, Pichiomycetes, Serinales, Debaryomycetaceae. The record is from RefSeq and is a predicted model, not a curated record. Gene Ontology annotation, molecular function: RNA binding. The coding region runs from base 1 to 2463 and encodes 820 amino acids.
AUGUCAAGACUAAUUGUUAAGGGACUUCCAAAGUACUAUACAGAAGAGAACUUGAAAAACCACUUCAGUCAACAGGGCGAAGUAACUGAUGUCAAACUAGUCAAGGCUAAGAAUGGGGAGUCAAGAAGGUUUGCAUUCAUUGGGUACAAAUCAAACGAAUCGGCAGAGAAAGCAGUAAAGUUUUUCAACAAGUCUUUCAUAGAUACAGCAAGAAUAGAUGUUCAAAUAGCCAAAUCGUUUUCUGAUCCUAGUGUGCCAUUAUCGUUUAAGGAAAAGAGAAAGAGAGAGAAUGAAAGGUUAAGGAGAGAAGAGGAUUUGUUGAUUGAAGAGAAUAACAAACUUAAAGCUAAGAAGCAAAAGGUGGAACGGAAAUCACUAAUCGAGGAGGAGAUGGAAAAUGAUCCCAAAUUUAAGGAAUAUAUGGAGGUAAUGAAACCAUCACAUCAAGUCAAGUCAUGGGCAAAUGAUACCAUAGCAGACGGAUCAGGGGGUCCUUCGAAUGCGGACUUGGAACGAGCUCUAGAAGGAGACAGCACACAAGCUAUUGAAAAACUCAAGCCUGAAGUGAUAGAGGCUCAGGAUCAGGAGAGUGACGACGAGUACAACGAUUUCAAUGGGCCAGUUGAUAAUGAGGACGAAGAAGAGGAGAUGAUGCCUUUAGACAACUUGAAGGAGGGUGAAUCUGGCACCUUGGCUAAAGAUGAAAACGUUUCAGAUUUGGAUUGGUUGAAAUCGCGAAGCAUUCGUAUCAAAGAAGAUGGUGAAUUGCCAGCGGAUAAUAAUGCGCCGAACCGAGAGACCAAAACUCAAGACGAGCACCCAGUCAGACCCACUCCAGUUUACAAAUCCGACGAAGAAAAAGCAAGAGAUAAAAUUGAAGAGACUGGGCGGUUGUUUAUCAGAAACAUCCUGUACGAUGCUACUGAAGAUGAUUUUAGGCAGUUGUUUGAGGCAUAUGGUCCACUAGAGGAAGUACAUAUUGCUGUGGAUACCAGAACCGGUAAAUCAAAAGGUUUUGUUUAUAUUCAAUUUGGCAACACCACCGACGCAGUCAAUGCGUUUGAGUCACUUGAUAAGGAAAUAUUCCAGGGAAGGCUCUUGCAUAUACUUGCUGCCGAUAGGAAAAAGAGUCACAGGCUAGAUGAAUUUGAUUUGAAAAAUUUGCCUUUGAAAAAGCAGAGGGAGUUGAAGAAGAAAGCACAGGCUUCUAAGAGCCAAUUCAGCUGGAAUUCUCUCUAUAUGAAUACAGAUGCAAUUAUGGAUUCGAUGGCAGCAAAGUUGGGUGUCACAAAAUCACAGUUGAUUAACCCUGAAAAUUCAAACUCAGCCGUGAAGCAGGCGCUUGCUGAAGCACAUGUCAUUGGUGACGUAAGGCAAUUUUUUGAAGAACGGGGAGUUGAUCUUGCGAGUUUUAAUCAAAAGGAAAGAGACGAUAAGGUCAUUUUAGUGAAAAACUUUUCAUUUGGAACAACCGUAGAAGAAUUGGGCGAGCUAUUUUCACAAUACGGUCCAAUUAAAAGAAUAAUCAUGCCGCCUUCAGGAACAAUUGCAAUUGUUGAGUUCAGCGAUGCCCCUAGUGCCAGAGCUGCGUUUACCAAAUUGGCCUAUAAACGAUUCGGCCCAAGCAUUCUUUACCUCGAGAAAGGUCCAAAAGAUUUAUUUACUCGUGAACCUGCUGAAAAUGAAAGUGUCAAAAUAUCUGAGCCUGAAAAGGUUGUUGAGGCAAAAAUAUCUGCCAGUGAUGUUCUUGGUGAACCAGAAGCGGAAGAAGAAGAGGAAAUCCAAGCUCCCACUGUCGCCAUCUUUGUCAAGAAUCUCAAUUUCAGCACAACAGUACAGCAACUUUCUGACUUGUUCAAGCCACUACCUGGCUUUGUUUUGGCUACAGUCAAGACUAAACCGGAUCCAAAAAAUUCAGGCAAGACACUAAGUAUGGGUUUUGGUUUUGUUGAGUUUAAAUCGCUAGCUCAAGCAAAUGCAGCAAUAGCUACAUUAGAUGGACAUGUCUUGGAUGGACACAAGUUGCAGUUGAAAAUUUCACACAAACAAGGAGGUGCUACUUCAUCCACUGCCAAAUCCGCCAAAUCGAGUAAAAUCAUUAUCAAAAACUUGCCAUUCGAAGCUUCUCGUAAGGACAUUUUGGAAUUGUUUGGUGCUUUUGGUCAAUUGAAAUCAGUUAGGGUACCGAAAAAAUUCGAUCAAAGUGCAAGAGGGUUUGCCUUUGUUGAAUUCAACUUGUUGAAAGAGGCAGAAAAUGCCAUGAAACAAUUGGAAGGAGUACAUUUAUUAGGAAGACGUUUGGUUAUGCAAUAUGCUGAACAAGAUUCAGACGAUGCCGAAGCUGAGAUUGAAAAGAUGACAAAGAAGGUCAAGAGGCAAGUUGGAACACAGAAUUUAGCAGCUGCUAGAUUGGCGGGUAAAUCAAAAAUUGAAUUGGAAGAGAAGGAUGAUGAAUUUGAGUAA